CCUCCAAGCCCAAUACACUCACUACCAGGUACCUACCUACCUACCUAGGUAGGGCUAGCUCAGGUAGCUUCAAUCUUCAGCUUGUAACAGUGACAAACUUACGACCUGGCGACAAGUGUACAAUGUAACUCAGGUAGGCGAAGCUAUAGCUACCGUAGGUAGGAGGUAGGAGCUUUCCCAGUGCUGGAAGUCCUUAGAAAUCACCAACUUUAUGUAUGCAUUAGGUAAUCUCUCCGACUUCACACUCACACACAUCUUGUCAUCCAUACCCGACUUCUUAAUUCGGGUUCACCUUUACUUUACCUUAAAUACUUUCCCCGCUGUCGACUUCUCAAAUUACCCUCCCUUUGCAACUCCACCAAUUUCAACAGGCGCACCUAGAUACCUAAACUAAACCUCCAGUAUUAAAACGGUGAGGACCCAAGUCACGUCAUGGCGGACUUCAAGCUGUCUGCGCAGCUUGCCGGUCACGAUGCUGAUGUUCGACAUGUCUGCUUCCCCGCUCCUGAUCUUAUUCUCUCCGCUGCUAGGGACUGUACCGUUCGCGCUUGGAAACGCACCGGUACUUCACCUCCCGCUUUCGAACCCGCUAUAACCACCCAAGGAACCGAGUUCUACAACAGCCUAACCUACUUGCCCCCGUCGCCAGACCACCCCGACGGUCUGGUCAUAUCUGCCGGCACCGAUACCAUCAUCGAUGUCAGAAGCGCCAAUUCGACGCCCUCUGAUAACGCUGAACGCCUGCUGGUCGGCCACGCUCGAAACGUUUGUGCUCUUGCCGUGGUUCCUGGUGGUCGUUAUAUUGUGUCGGGCAGCUGGGAUAAAACUGCUAGAGUAUGGAGCGUGGAUAAGUGGGAGACGGAAGCGAUUCUGGCCGGGCACGAGGAGGCGGUGUGGGACGUCCUUCCGUUUGACGAGACCAUCGUUGUGACUGCUUCUGCCGACAAGAACAUCCGCAUCUACGACCUUCGAAAUGUUGUGGCCGGCCAGGUCGAGCCUCGGUCCACUAUUUACACCUCUGACGUCAUUCGUGCUCUAUGCAAGGUUCCCAGCGGUCAUCCGAGCGGUGCUGAUUUUGCGAGUGCCAGCAACGACGGGGUUAUCCGUUUAUGGAAGCUUAAUGGUCAGCCGGUUGGAGAGCUUCACGGCCACGAGAGUUUUAUCUAUUCCCUCGACGCGCUUCCCUCCGGCGAGCUCGUUAGCUCGGGAGAAGAUCGAACAGCUCGCAUAUGGAGAGGCACCGAGUGCGUCCAGACCAUUACUCAUCCCGCCAUAUCUGUUUGGACCGUCUCUGUAUGUCCCGCUACCGGGGACAUAGUGACGGGUGCCAGUGACGGUGUCAUCCGCGUAUUCUCCCGUAGCCCGGAGCGCCUGGCUGGUCCGGAUACUCUAGCGCUCUUUGACGAAUCUGUUAGGAGUUCGUCUAUACCGCAGCAGCAGGUUGGCGGAAUAAAUAAGGAGAAGCUUCCGGGCCCCGACUUCUUGAAGAAUAAAUCGGGUACUAAGGAGGGACAAGUACAGAUGAUAAGGGAGGAGAACGGCUCUGUUACGGCUCAUCAAUGGUCGAUGGGCCAGCAGCAAUGGAUUAACGUAGGUACUGUCGUUGACGCUGUCGGUAGCAGUGGGCGCAAGGUCGAAUAUAAUGGCCAGUCUUAUGACUACGUAUUCGACGUCGCCAUCGAGGAGGGCCAACCGUCUCUAAAGCUUCCGUACAACCUAUCCGAGAAUCCCUACACCAGGGCCCAGAAGUUUAUCGACGACAAUGAGCUUUCGCAGAACUUCUUAGAUCAGGUCGCACAGUUCAUCGUUACGAAUACUCAAGGAGCUACCAUAGGGCAAGGCGCUGCGGAUUCGGGAGGGCCCGAUCCGUACGGAACCGAGUCGCGGUAUCGGCCAGGUGAUGACUCUGGCUCUUCCAGAGUCCGACACCUACCGCAGCGUGAGUAUCUUGAUAUCACGGCUGCGAAAUACGAACCUAUAUUCAAAAAGAUCCUCAGCACCAACUCCUCUCUCGAAGCCGCGGGGCGUAAAGACCAUUCCUUGAACCCGCCAGCGCAGGAGGUGCUUGCUGGAUUAAGACAGAGGUUGGAAGCGAACCAACUGGUGGUGGAUGAUGCCUCUAUUAGGCUGGUCGUCAUGAUGUGCACGCAAUGGGACUACUCGGACAGGUUGGCUCCUCUGGAUCUUUUAAGAUGCACCGCAACGUCGCCCGCUGUAGCCAAGUUCAGAUCGGCAGACCUGGGCAGUCCGAUACAGAUAUCCAUUUCCGCCGCGCUGGAGGGUAUCCCACCUGGCGCUCAACCCAACGAAAACUGUGUUAUGAUGGCAGCCAGGACCAUUGCUAAUCUCUUCAGAUCCACUGAAGGUCGGAGACUUCUCGUACAGCCCUCGGAAAGUCUUCAAAUUGUGUCGUUUAUCGACAGAGUAUUAGGUAUCGGCGGACAACCAGCGAUUGGCCCAUACAACCGUAACCUCCUGGUCGCUCUAACGACGGUCAUUGUGAAUCUCUCCGUCUUAGCUUCGAAAGAGCCAGGGAGCAUCUCGGCAAACGUUCAGGUCCGUUUGCUAACAGCGCUUGCUCGGAUUCUGCAAAAUCAGACCGAAGGAGAAGUUGUAUUCCGAGCGUUGGUGGCUGCUGGUACUCUUAUUACCGUCAUUGGUAAAACCGCCCCCGAGGCGAAGAGCCUGUCAUCGCCCAUAUCAUCGAGUAAAGAUCGCACAUCCGAACCGCGUGUGAAAGAGUUGGCAGAUGAAUGUUUAUCCUUACUAAGAUGAUCAUAAUCAGGGUUUAUGACAUAGGAGCAUAGCAGAAUUUCCGUUUUCCGAAUAGCCGUCCUUGUCAAGUCUUUUAUUAUUCCUGCUAUUCGUUAAUAUUGAUGCCAAUCCUCUUUAUGUAUCAUCGAGAGCCAGCAUUGAGAGUCUUAUAGUAACAGUGCCUAGACGGUUGGGUGCGGCUUUAUUGCAUUCGGUGUGUUCAGCAUUUGCCAAAUAGGAGGCUAAUUCACGUAAAUAAUUAAGGAGGAUCAGCGGCGAUAAUAGAGAUAUAGUUUGAAGACUGAGCAGUGAGGCCAGGACUGUGAUAUCUUAUCAAGGCACCGGAGAUCUGACCACAUAAACUGCAUGAAGUGUGGUACCUCUUAUAAGUGCAUUAGACUCUUCUUGAUCCUGGACGGCAUGAAAUCCAGCGUAACUCUCUA
Molecule: messenger RNA, 3197 nt
Organism: Daldinia caldariorum
Lineage: Eukaryota; Fungi; Ascomycota; Sordariomycetes; Xylariales; Hypoxylaceae
Product: PFU-domain-containing protein
Exons: 3
Coding region: 433-2775 (780 amino acids)
Biological process (GO): ubiquitin recycling; proteasome-mediated ubiquitin-dependent protein catabolic process
Cellular component (GO): cytoplasm; nucleus
Molecular function (GO): ubiquitin binding
Source: RefSeq, a predicted model, not a curated record